AUGGGCGGUGGCGCCUCAACGAGGAAACAAAUGCAGGACGACAGGAACGUAUGGAAUUCAGCCAAACGUGUUGAUAGUUCUCCGCGUUUUAUAGAGGAUGAAGUGAAGGCGAUGAAUGAUGUCACACCAGCGUUACUUGCCACAAACACCGCACUCGACUCCCCUGCUAAGGCCGCGCAUUUUACCUCCACACGAGAGGCCCUCACGCGGGACGAUCAAUCUUCUCGGAAUGAGCGAAGGGGGCAGUGCGGGUUGCGCCAGUCCGCGCCGUCGCCUCAAAACCUUUUUCAAAAUUUUGAGUCCCUCUCCCGUGAGUUGAGGCGGCUUUCUACAAGACGACGAGCGGCGUCUACGUCACUCAAUGGGAACACCUCGUCACCGCAAUUGCCGUCUAUUCGUGAGCUCCCGGGAAUCGUUCAGAACGUCACACCGAAGGACACCGGAGGGACGUCGCUUAGUCCGCGCGUGAAGCUGCUCUCAUGUCUCGUUGCUGUGGAGGAGAAUUCCAGGGUUAUGUCGCCGGCGUCGGCGGCGGCUUCAAUAACUUCUUUGCGUAGAUUAAAUGAGGGCAAUUCACGCCGUGCUUCCAUGCUGUCACAAAACGCAACACCCGCCGGGCGGACACGAGGAGGCCGCAUUAGAGUUGUGGUGCGCAAGCGGCCUAUGAUGGCUGAUGAAAUGGGGAGUGAUUGCGUUUCGGUGGAGUCGCCAUGGGUCCAUAUCUCCGUCAAGAAGUUGCGCGUUGAUCUGACGGACUAUGAGGACGUGAAUGAGUUCAUGUUUGACGAUGCUUUUGCGGAGGACCAGAAGAAUGUGCAUGUCUUUGAGCGCUGCAGCAAAGAUUUGAUCGCCACAACACUCGACGGCGGUAGCGCCUCGUGCUUUGCGUACGGCCAGACUGGCAGUGGCAAAACGCACACAAUGCUUGGGAAUGACCAGGAAAAGGGGCUGUACCUUUUGGCCGCGGCGGAGUUGUUUGCGCAACUGACGCCGGAGCACGAAGUUUACGUAUCCCUGUAUGAAAUUUACUGUAACUCCCUUUUUGACCUUCUUAUGAACCGCACCCCCGUCGUUGUGCGGGAGGAUCACAACCACCGAGUCAACAUCUGCGGGUUGUCGUGGCACAAUGUGAGCUCCGCGGAGGAGUUGUUUUUGCUUAUUAGCAGUGGUACCGACCAACGCCGCACUGGAAGCACGAGUGCGAAUGAACGCUCUAGUCGCUCCCAUGUAGUUUUGACAAUUCGGGUUUUUUGCCGCAAGGACACAUCGUUCUGCGGAACACUGAACUUUGUUGAUCUCGCCGGCAGCGAGCGGGCAUCGGAAACGUCUACAAACGACAAGCAGACACGCCAGGAGGGGGCGGAGAUCAACAAGUCACUGCUUGCGCUGAAGGAGUGUAUUCGGGCGCUGGACGAGAAGAAGAAACAUGUGCCGUUCCGUGGCUCGAAGCUAACGGAGAUACUCCGCGACAGUUUUACAGGGAACAGCCGGACUGUCAUGAUAGCAAACAUCUCUGCCUCUUCCUGCAGCUACGACCAUACUGUGAAUACGCUACGGUAUGCCUUCCGCGUUAAGGGUCUCAGCAUUGCCAAUAUUGUGCCAAGCAAAGCGCGUAAUGCGCCGCGGCCGAUGCGACAGGCCGUCAGUGAAGUCCCACCGCUGCUCAAUUUUUCCAACAUCGCCGCGGCCGAUGCACCGGCAGGAAAGGCAAAGACACCCCCGACGGGUACAAAUGGUCGACGCGCUUUAAGUACACAGAGGGGCAGAAGCUGCACACCAAAAACAGGCAACCUCAACGUCCAACGCGGUAACAUGAAUCCGAUCCAUCAAAGUACGAUAGGGGACACGCACGCCGACAAAUUCUCCACGUACCUCCGUGCGGUGACGCAUGAGAAGUUGUUGGAUUUGCUCCCACCGGCCAAAUUACGGGAGAUGCUGAAUAAAGAUACCAGCAAUCGAGAUGGCGGUGCCAGCACAUCGGAGAGUUCCACUGUUUCUUUGGAGGAAAAGCAGCUGUUGGCAGAGAUGGUAAGCCACGUGGUAGAGAAGUUGAAAGUUGAACUUGGGUCUGAUCUUACACAGAAUAUAAAGAAGCGUGAUCGGCUUAUUAGGAAACUUCGCGACGAAAAUGGCGCGCUGCGAAAAGCCAUUGUUACGCUGGAGAAGAGGGUUGGAGAGUGCCCGCGUUGCAGACAACGGGCGAGAUCAAAUUCAAUCUCAUAA
Trypanosoma cruzi is the source of this 2223-nucleotide messenger RNA. Its product is annotated as mitotic centromere-associated kinesin (MCAK), putative. Lineage: Eukaryota; Euglenozoa; Kinetoplastea; Trypanosomatida; Trypanosomatidae. The transcript has a single exon. Gene Ontology annotation, biological process: microtubule-based movement. The coding region runs from base 1 to 2223 and encodes 740 amino acids. Gene Ontology annotation, molecular function: microtubule binding; microtubule motor activity; ATP binding. The record is from RefSeq and is a predicted model, not a curated record.